UUGUUCGAGAAAGCAAAACGAAUCCCUAAAACGAUUGACAGUAUAUCUAGCGAGUCCAAAAAUUGAAUUGAAUUAAGAGGGACUGUAAAUGACAUUGAAAUGAAAGUGACAGGACCUUACACAAAUCAAAAAUAAGAAAUGGGAGGAACUACGAGGGGCGUGGCCAAAUAUAGUUUGGUUGGACUGAAGCGCAUACACACAAUGGCUGCUGGAAAGAGGCGAAAGCAAACAAUUUUCAGGCCCGUCGCGUCUAGCAAAAAAUAUGAGAAAAAAAUUAUUAAAAAUUCGGAAAAUAGUUGAAAGUCAAGAAAAACCCAACAGAAAGGAUGUUAAAGCGUCCGGGGCCCCUCAGUCCUGGCCGUGUUGAGCACAUAGCGCUGGACAGAGAGCCUGCCUCAGAGCGCGUCGGGCCCCGCGCCGCCGUCCCCGGAGCCGCUCUGCCUUAGGGUGCCAUGGCCACGGGUCCCCAGGAGCCCCGUCCACACGUCCUGGAGAAAGCCAAACUCAUGCCGGCCACCGGGAGGCGCAGGAGAGCCGAGGGGAAGCCCAAAAAGAAUUUCCCCUGCCAGGUGUGCCAGAAGGCCUUCAACAGCGUGGAGAAGCUCAAGGUGCACUCAUACUCGCACACGGGGGAGCGGCCGUACAGAUGCUCCCACCCCGAGUGCACUAAGGCCUUCGUCUCCAAAUACAAGCUGCUACGGCAUACGGCGACUCACUCCCCCGAGAAAAACCACAAGUGUUCGUACUGUGAGAAGAUGUUCCACCGCAAGGACCACCUGAAGAACCACCUGCACACGCACGACCCCUACAAGGAGGCCUUCGCCUGCCCGCAGUGCGGCAAGAGCUACAACACUAAGCUGGGCUUCAAGCGCCACCUGGCCCUGCACGCCGCCCACAGCGGCGACCUCACCUGCCAGGUGUGCCUGCAGCCGUACGCCAGCACGGCCGUGCUGCUGGAGCACCUGAAGACGCACGCCGGCAAGUCGUCCAACGGCGCCAAGGAGAAGAAGCACCGGUGCGAGCACUGCGAGCGGCGCUUCUACACCCGCAAGGACGUCCGCCGCCACAUGGUGGUGCACACGGGCCGCAAGGACUUCCUGUGCCAGUACUGCGCCCAGCGCUUCGGCCGCAAGGACCACCUGACGCGGCACGUGAAGAAGAGCCACGCGCGCGAGCUGCUCAGGGUCAAGACGGAGCCGGCCGACUCCCUGGAGACCUUCGUCUGCGACCUGGCGCCUCAGCUCGCGGGCUUCAAGGGCGAGCUUUCGCCCCCCCCGGCAGCGCCGCUCCCACGGCCGCUGCAGCUCAACAUGUACGCGGCGGCGGCGGCGGCGGGGGCGGCGCCCGGCCUGGACCCGGAGCCCUUCCCCGGGCCCAUGCACCCCUUCUCGCUGAAGUACCCGCUGGGACAGCCCAGCUUUACCUCAUACGGUGCCAUGUCGGUGGCGCAGGAGCGCGAGCAGAGCCUGAAGGGGGAGCUAGAGACCUACCUGAUGGAGCUGCAGAGUGCCAUGCCCUCCUCCUCCUCCGCCUCCUCCGCCGCCGCCUCCGCCAGCGCCUCUGCCUCCGCCACCCAGCUCUCCGUCUCCAAGCUGGAGCUGGGGCCGCAGGGGUUGGCGGAGGAGGGCGGCGAGGCCUCCUCCAUGUCCAAAAUGCCCACGUCGGGGCCGGCGUUGGGGGCCAUGGCGGGCGAGGCCCUGGCCUCUUCCUCCUCCCUGCUGGACUUCUCGCAGCUCUUUAAUUUCCUGCCCCUGCACGGCCCGCCGUACCACCCUGCGGGGGCGGGCCCCGCGGUGACACUGGGGGCCCCGUACCCCCCCGCCCACGAGCCCGCCGCCCUGGUCCGGUCCCCAGAGGGCCCCGAGGGCCCCGAGGCCAGGGAGGGGGCUCUGCAGGGGCUGCCCGCUUCCUUCAUUUCCAACCUGAGCGCGCCCACCACACUGCCCCGCUUCCACCAGGCCUUCCAGUAACGCCCACGCACUGCUGCUGGCAUGUACAGGGUCCCUAAGGCAGCCUAGCCAUGUUUCCUCUCUCUCUCUCUCUCUCUCUCUCUCUCUCACCCUCCCUCUCUCUCUCUCUCUCUCUCUCUCUCUCUCUCUCUCUCUCUCUCUCUCCUAACACAUGACAAUGCUCUUUGCCCCCACCAGUACAGAACGUGCCUCCCCUCGACCCAUGUGGAGGGGGUGACUCCGGCUACUCUGGACGCAUUAUGAUGCCAGUAACAUGUUUUGUAUUUUGUUGUUGAUAUGAUAUCAUGAGCACUUCUGUCCAGUGAAUAGGAUAACAUGUGCAGACACUGACACCAGCAGCGACCGACGUACGUGAUGUCAGGCACCGACAGUAGUAGGCAAGUUCUGCAAAACUCUUAAGGGGUCACGUUGGGAUGUGUUGAAUUGGGAUUUACCUUCUUUUUUUUUGUCCAACAAUCUUUAUAAUUCCCAAUACCACAGACCACCACUAACUCAGCCAGUGUUAAACUUUGACAGGAUGCACACUAACUUAUAUUGGGAUUUAAAUAUAGACUAAUUGGCGUAGAAAUACGUUUGCAGUGAUAUUUUCUAUCUCUAACCCCCCUUCUUGGCCCGACCUUAGUGUGCAAAUUGGUGCAUUUAACAUUGAUCUUCAUAUAGCACUUUGAACUUUUGUGAUAUGGGAUGUGGUCACAAAUUAUCGAUGUUAUAUGUUUAUUUUCUCCUUUACUUAUAUAGAAUUGUAGCCAGACAGAUAGACAUACAGACUGAAGAAAGAAGUAAUCUAUUGUUAUAGAGUAGGUACUCAAUAGCAACUCCUGGGCAACAGUGUUAUUUGACCAUAUUACUUCACUUCGUUAUUUCACUGCAUUAGAGUUCACGCAAAAGUGUAUAAUUUUUUAUGAAAUCAUCGGAUGAUUCAUGUAACCGACAAGAGCCAACAAGAACAUAAGUCAGUCGAGUCAUUUCUUUAUCAUGUUUCUCAGAGAAGAGCCAAACUUAUGCACAAUCAUAGAACAGGCAAACUUUUUCCGCAUACCACCACAAUGUAUCUUACUGUUCCCUACAAAAACAAAUGCACCACAGGAUUGAAGAAGCACUUAGUGACAAGAAGCAAUAGUGUUCAAGGGAAAUUUAGUCUUUAUAUCCUUCUGCUCUUUCUGAAACUCCUCAAAGGGGCUCUAACUAUUCUUCAGUUCUUUCCGUUCAUCAACCACAAACCAAAGUCUACCAAAUGCAAACUUGGCUGCUAGUUUAUUUUAUUGUUUUCUUCAACAAUGUACAAGGUUAUCCAGACACGUGAAAAGACUCCGGCUGGUCUAGUCAGCGCCUUGACGCUAAGGUUUUAGCGACAUCUAGUACUAUCGUGUUUCAGUAUUCUACCGUAUCGUGCUCUUACCCUUUAAACACUCCGGUCGGAGGAACCAGCAGGUUCCCCGCGUCACUCUGCCGCUGUAUGGUCGUCCAAAGCAUCGCUAUGAGGGACAUGGAGACACAAAGGAAUCAUUUCUGAUGGUUUUCAACAUGGCUACUGAGCUGCUAUCGCUGACCCCCUCAACCAACUCAAUUAUGCUUACAAUUUGCACCUUGCAGACAUGCCUGCAAACAAAAUACACUUUUUUAAGGUUAAAGGUUCGCUUAUGGACAGUCAAGUCAAUUAGCAAAUGUGUUGUUCAUAACCUUGGCGUGAAACUAAAUAGGCCUAUACAUAUUGAUGAAUCUGACUUUGGACCUCAAAGUGUAUAUUUUUAUGACCCCUUACAUUGACCCUUUAAAAGUUGUGCAAAAAAGACUAUGUUAUUUAAUAUAACAUUGAACUUAACUUUAACACUUUGCCUUUGUGAAUAUAAACUAUUUUUAUUAUGGAAGGUCAAGAGGAGCCUAGUUGUAAGUGGAGACAUCCAAUUAAGAAAUCGGUGAUCAUUUGGUCGAUUAACCAUCCUUCAUAUUUGUAUUCACAUGAAUUUAAGCAGUUGUCAUUUCAGGAACGGUGCUCUAAAGCUAUUAUUGGUGAUCAAUCAUGCUAAUAAGUUUGCCUUUGUGGGCAAUCCCUCCUUUCUUGAAUGCAAGAUAUUCAUAAAAUAAUGAACCAUGGUUGGUUGGGAAUUUUUUGGGAUCUUAUUCCAGACUUAUUCUUGCAAUGCCAGUUAAAUAAGCACUUAACACAGUUCAGUUAAUCCGUUAAACUAGUUUUAUAAACAUUGUGAUUCCACAGGCAAAGCAUGUGGCUCAAAGUUAACAUUCAUGCAAAACAAUUCUGCAAAAAAGUAUAUAUGUAUCUUUUGAUUUAUCACUUUACACUAUUACCACAAAUAAUCAACAGAUAACGUACAGACUAUUUUAAAGUGCCAAUUGGCAUAAUUGCAAACAUUAAUCAAAAAUAAGGAUAUGUCAUAAACUAACUCUGUAUGAAAGAAAUGUGCCAGUAUCCUAAUGGGGCUAUUAGAAUUAUCUCACAUGAAGGAGGCCUUGUAUUGCCAUAGAUUGAGACAUCAGAAGUGAGAGCCAAAAGUUAGCCUCGCCUCAAACUGUUUUAUCUCACACCCCAAAGGUGCUGAAACCGUGCAGCCUCAAAGUGCCUGAGUCACUGAAGGAGAUAAGCAACAGUGGCGCCUAGGGCUAGCCCAUCACAUCCAACCUUCUACAGUAGCCAUGUUGCUUGACCAUCAACCGAGGAAAACGUUACUGUAGACAUCGUUAAAGCUGCCACACCGAUUGCCUUUGUGAAAAUUGCUCCAUUGUAUACUAAUUAUUGUGCGUACAUAACCCAAUAGUGUUGUCAUUUACCUCACACAGGCAUGUUUUUUGUUUUUGUUUGCUCCACUACUCCAAAAGGUUAACAGAAUAGUGUUAAAUAUCCUACUUCUUUUCAUUGACAAGGGGCUGAGGAAAUAUGAAUGGAAACUAGUGUAACUGAUUUGUGGGCUGUGUUUUAUUUUGGGAUUUGGAGAUGAAUGUUUAAUGUGUUUUUUUAGUUUUUUUUAAAGAAGCGUUAUGGAAGUUUCCUCUUUGUAUUUUGUGAAGGUUUGUGGUUUUACAGGAAACGUUAGCAAUGGAAAUGUUUUUGUUUUGUUUUUGUUGUGUAAUCAUAGCACUUUUUGUAAAUGCUUUUGUUUCCUCCCAUUUUUUUUUGUUUAAAAACAUUUAUUACAAAAUGUGUAGAAGAUAUAUUUAGCUCUUUAGAGAACAAUAACAUGUAAAUAUGAUAUAAAUUGUUUUAUUUUUAAAAGGUACAAUUUUGACAGUGUUUUUCCUAUCAAAGUGUCAAUUUUGCUUUACUUGCACAAGCGUUCUGUGUAUCUCAUUGGGAGGCCCUUUAUCAAAAACAUAACUUUAAUCCCCACAAUUGCUUUACAGGCCACAUAUCAGAAAAGGCCCAUGGCAAACAAUCGGCUAUCUUAGGUUAGAUCAAUAAUAUAAUUAAUAUUAUGUAGCACUUAACCACACACUUGGAUCACAUUUAGUUCAAUUGUCAGUUUAAAUCGACAAUUGAACACGUCACAACAUGACACAGGGAUAUUGAGAACACUCAGCUAUUGACCUCAGCGUUUCUUCCUUACUUUUGGUAAAGAAGUAACAAAUACUACUUGAUUUUGACCAUUACAUUAUUUUCUAACUGAAGACUUAUGUACUUGUAUCAUGUCAUCAGGCAUACAUCAUGCAUUUUUGGGAGAUAUUACUUUAGAUGCUUAAUUUUAAGCAGUUAUAUUUGUUGCGGUGGGGGUAAAACGCCUGUUUAGAACGUAAAGCCACAUUUGACCCACUCAAAGAACAUACAUCCAGAGGAGCUGUUCAUUGCAGGCAGUGCACACUUACAGAGUAGACAAUGAACAUAAGACGCUUGUCAGUGAGAGACACAGACCUUUUAGCAAUUCAUGUCAACCUUCUUUAUAAGCUUCAGUGGUACCAGUGAACCUUAUUGAAUGUGUCUGUAAGAAACACUGCAAUACUGCAAUAUUUGUUUUGGUAUUGGAUAAAGCUGCUAACAUAUACUUCUCGAGCGCCACAAGGUGCUACCAACCUCUUUUCUAGUUCUUAAUUGUAUCGUUUUUACAAACAAAAUAUCCAAUUUCAUUUUAGCUGAACUGCCGGAAUGUGUGCUCGGUUGUACUAUAUAGCUAUAUCUAUUUUUUAUUUGUACUGUGACUUUUUUGUAGUCUUUGUUUUUUGACGGACUCGCCUGUAAUAUCACAUGCUUUUUUUUGUUUUCUCUUCACCUGUGUGUUGUGGUAUUGGGCGAUGGCUCCGCUGAGGAGCCCCCCCUAGUGGACGAUAAUAGAAAGUGAAGACAAUGAUAGUUCCCUCCACACCACAUGUCUCAAAGAUGAGCUGAGGAGUUUCAGAGCAAACUGCAUUCCAGCCAUGUUGGUUUUUGUUUUUCGUCGCAUUUCAACAUCCUGUGAUGAUGACAAUGAUGAUGAUAGAAUGAAGUUGCUAAUCUUCUAUAUUUUACUUUAAAAAUCUAUUUUACAAACUACUGUUGUAUUUUUAUAAAUAUAGGCUAAGUAAUUCACACAAGCAUAUAUAAAUAUAUAAAAAAAUAGAAUAUAUAUGUUUAUAAGUUGUGUAAAAUAGAAAUUAAUGCUGCAGCUUUUAUCUUUUCGUAACAUUGACAUCAUCCAAAGAAACAGAUUAUUUAUUGUCUGGCAGAAUAACAGGAUUUGGUCUUCACACUUUGCUGCUAUGAGUGAAAGAAGAGCUGCAGUCUUCAACUCCUUGUGUUUUACACAAUGUAAUGAAAGUUCAAUAAAGACUAAAAGAAGGAUCCGAAAA
Gadus macrocephalus (Pacific cod) is the source of this 6743-nucleotide messenger RNA. It is a transcript of the gene plag1, whose product is annotated as pleiomorphic adenoma gene 1. NCBI's taxonomy places the organism in Eukaryota, Metazoa, Chordata, Actinopteri, Gadiformes, Gadidae. The record is from RefSeq and is a predicted model, not a curated record. Bases 453 to 1970 code for a protein of 505 amino acids. The transcript has 3 exons.